UGCAUUUCUAAGAUCGGACACGGCUAAUCUAUUGAUGUGCUUGUUCGACUGUGAGAAUCCGAUCAUUAUGCGACGGCCGACAUGAAACUCAUCGCCGGCCUUUUGAUACUUUUCUGUGUCAUUCUUGGAUGCCAAGGAAGGAAGGUGUCAUACUCAUUUAAGUACUCCAUUGAUCGUUUCAACUUGAUCACCCAUCACGAGGAAGAACGUAAAGAUGACUCAGUCCAUGGAUUUUACAGCCUCCUUCAACCUGACGGAAGAGUACGCCUUGUGGAAUACAGGGUGGAAGGAAAUAAAGGUUUUAGAGCCUUCGUGAAGUACAACAAGCCGGGUAGCCAAGCCAAAGGGUAUUUACAGUUUCCUCAAGACUUCAGGAAGCCCAUUAUAUUGCAAAACCCCAUUUACCAACGAAACUGGUGACACGACUGACGGUUACAUUCAGAUCUCAUAAAAUUAAAUUUGUUUGUGUGUG
This is a messenger RNA of Aethina tumida (small hive beetle), 472 nucleotides long. RefSeq lists its product as uncharacterized. Gene Ontology annotation, cellular component: extracellular matrix. Lineage: Eukaryota; Metazoa; Arthropoda; Insecta; Coleoptera; Nitidulidae. The transcript has 4 exons. The record is from RefSeq and is a predicted model, not a curated record. The coding region runs from base 82 to 420 and encodes 112 amino acids.